CACUGGGAAGACGACGGCCUGAGCCUGCGGUGAUACGUUUGAGUCUGGAGAGGGUGCCGGCGAUUUAGCUGCGACCAUUCCCACCAGGUCGCCGGCCGCCAUGGCCAGCCAGCAGUACUGUCUGCGAUGGAACGACUUUCAGUCCAACAUGGUGUCCUCCUUCAAGCACCUGCGGACCGAGAAGAACUUUCUGGACGUGACGCUGGCCUGCGACGGCCAGACGUGCAAGGCGCACAAGAUGGUGCUUUCGGCUUGCUCGCCCUUCUUCAAGACGCUUCUCGAGGAGAACCCGUCGAAGCAUCCCAUCAUCAUCCUGAAGGAUGUCCCUUUCGGCCACCUGCAGGCCAUCCUCGAGUUCAUGUACGCCGGCGAGGUGAACGUGGGCCAGGACCAGCUGCCCGCGCUCCUGCAGACCGCCGAGAAGCUCAAGGUCAAAGGCCUGAUCGACGUCAACAAGAUGUGAGCCGGCGGCGGUGGUGCGUCUCCCAUCCGCUCUGCCGGCGGCCGGGGUCGCCCGGCGGUCGGCGCUCAUCAGCGGCUGGCCUCGCGCUCAGUCGGCAUGUCAUCACCUCACGGCAACACCGACCGAGGCUCGCCCGCUCUGCCGCGGCAUCGCGCGCGCUCGGUGCUUUUUUAUUUUGUAUGCACUCGUGAUCGUCCCCUGGGGUACCGCAGGACGCUCAGCAGACGACGGUGAACGUGUGACGCGUGCUGGCCAGGGUGUCAGCGGUGAUUUGAUGGCGCGGUGUUACGUGAACAGGCGUUGUUAAUACAUUCGAAAUGCCAUGUC
Pollicipes pollicipes is the source of this 790-nucleotide messenger RNA. Its product is annotated as longitudinals lacking protein-like. Bases 101 to 463 code for a protein of 120 amino acids. Gene Ontology annotation, cellular component: nucleus. The transcript is spliced from 3 exons. The record is from RefSeq and is a predicted model, not a curated record. NCBI's taxonomy places the organism in Eukaryota, Metazoa, Arthropoda, Thecostraca, Pollicipedomorpha, Pollicipedidae. Gene Ontology annotation, biological process: regulation of transcription by RNA polymerase II. Gene Ontology annotation, molecular function: protein binding.